GUAUUCGUACCGGCUUACUUGCGAGCCUGCUAGACUGUGCUUUGCCAGGCCUUUCUCUGGACUGUGAACUCCCAGACGUCUGUUGCCUCGGGGAUGGCCGAAAUACUCUUUGUAGUUGAGCUUGCUUAAUACCUCUUUGAUCAGACUCGUAUACGGGGGUUGCAUCAUUUUUCUGCUACUUAUCCUGACGAUUUAUCGGUACAUGGUCCCAGACGUCUCCGUUGCUUGCUUAUAUAGAAAAAGCUAAUUGUCAUGCUCGACAGCAUAUUGGGUUAACAGGACACGCACGUGGACGACGAUGGGGUUGAUACAGCUAUGGAUGACCAUGGCGGUCAUGUCGUUGACGACUGUUUUCACGCCAUCGUCUGCCGGACCCGACCACAGUCCCAUUUCUUUCUGUCGUGACUUGUACAAGAGCAUGAGGAGGGAGGAUCGCUACGCAGUACGAGACAUCAUUCAGGCGCUGCAUGCGGUGGAGUCUUACCAGGGCCACUUACGGUUGGGUCGGCCCCUGCCGCGUUUGUUAGCUAACAUGUCAACCCCGAGCUCGGCUGACCUAGAGGCAUGGAAGGUUGCGAAUUCCACAAAGCUGCAACAGCUGCUGGAUGGAACAGGAGCUUUGAAACGGCAGGGCGGCAGCCCCUCCGCCGCCGUGUCCCUAGCCGCCGCCUGCUUCUCCAAUCGGCUGCACCCGGACGCCUUCGCGGGCCGGCCGCUGGUGUCCGUCCUGCUGAACUACUUCAAGCGGGCGCACAUGGUCAGCGUAAUGGCGGCCGGGUUACGCAACACCACCGCUUACUCCGGCAUACCCUGCGAGCUGGUUGUCAAUGUGGACAACCCGCACGAAGCUGACGCCUGGGCGGCGGAGGUGCAGAGCGGGCUGGUAGUGCCGGUGUUCUCAGCCAACCUGCAUGAGUCACGCGGCUACAACCGGGCAGCGCGGGCGGCGAGGGGCAGCUACCUGGUCAUCUGGCAGGACGACCAGAAGAUGCCCAUCAAGACCAACUGGGUGCCGGACAUGGUGCGCCUGUACGAGACCUACCCGCAGCUGGGCGUGCUGGGCAUGAACACCUACCGCCUGUGCAAGCACAUGGAGCCCACCAACCUCUUCAUGCCACUCGACCUGGAAGCGGACCCCAAGACCGGCGUCCAGUGGAACUUCAUACAUGCCGCGGACUUCGCGCCCCUGGGCAUCCGCGCCACCACCUACCGAGCGCUGGGCGGGCUGGAUGAGGGUUCCUCGCGGCCGGGCGACUGCGGCAUCUGGGGCGACUGGGAGCUGUGCGCGAGGGCCUGGGCGGACGGCUGGCAUGUUGGUUUCAUGUACGUCCCGGGCCGGUUAGGCGAUGGACAGCCCGGCGGCACGCACACCGGCGCAACCGCGGAGAAGUGUUGGGGGCGGCAGCAGUUUGUCACCAUGCACGUGUACAACAAGAGACACGACAUCCAGGUAUUCCAAAACGAGGUCUGCGACCGCAUCUGGCUGCUCAACAUGCUCCAUUUCAAGGUCAAUGGAGAGUGCCCGUACGGCCAACCGGAUAAGACGCGUUGUUUCAACUGUACGGCAUUGACACCGGAGCGGGCGGCGGCGGCGGCGGCUGAGAUGGAAGCGCUGGGGGCGGCAUUGAGCCACGCGAGAGCCUCUGGGGCGUGGGGGUCUACCGGGGAGGGUUGGGGUGCGGGGCCGGGGCUGGGAGGGGCCUUCGGUGUUCAUGGUGCGGGCCAUGAACAUAGCCAAGCUGCUGCUGCUGCUGCUGCUAAUGGUGCUAGUGGUGCGAUAGAGAUGAAUCCUCGCUUUGUCAGGGUUGGAGGCCGCCGCCUGCAGCGGUAGUGAUGGUAGGAUUGGUCGUGACUGGUGGUGCGUAGCACGUUGGGCACAGCUCUGUACACCGCUGCCAAGGCCCGGCCAAGCUAUAGAUGUACAGAGCAUAGAGGGUUUGAAGCGCACGUGUCAGCGGAAGUAGCCACUUGGGAGCGCACGGGAGGGAGGACAUGUGACGUAGGGCGUUGCGGUUAGAUCUGUAGGUAUGGCCUGUAGGUUUGGGGUGGUUGGUGGGCUUGCCAGGUGUAUGGGCGCUGAUGGGAAUGGGUCGAAUGAUGACUGACUAGCCGCGCACUAGCCCGCACCCGUGUAUGUGAUGGGUAUAUAAGGGCUAUGUAGGACUAUGUAGUGUGUCGUAUUCGUCCCUAUUGACUCUCGAAGCAAUGGUUUGCAUUUCCGGUAUUUGGAGGGCAGCACUGUUGUGUGUGUAGCAAUUUGGUGAUGGCAGUAUAUACUAUGUCCAUGCACCCAUCCUGUCCUGCAGAUUUAUCGCUUGCUCCCUUUGUCGGGUUGGUGGCGGUUGGCUUCUUCAACUCCAUUCGGUAACUUCAUUACGGUAGUCGGCAUGACAUUCCGGAGAACUGCAGGGCAAAUGGAUUGGCCUGGUUGUCGCCGCCCUGUAGAUGUGCUAGCAGUGGGUAUGUAAUCGGAGCCAGGAGGUGAGGCUGCAGGGCUGGACGUCGGUAACUGUCAUAAGGAUUGCGCGUAGCAGUACAAGGGUAAGACGAUGUACCUGCAGCCGUGUGCCUCGAAGCUGAAACUGAAAUGACUCGCACCUGAAACCCUGCACUGACCCAUGUAAGCAUGCCCUUCUGG
Molecule: messenger RNA, 2638 nt
Organism: Astrephomene gubernaculifera
Lineage: Eukaryota; Viridiplantae; Chlorophyta; Chlorophyceae; Chlamydomonadales; Astrephomenaceae
Source: the annotation of a GenBank genome assembly